Molecule: messenger RNA, 2142 nt
Organism: Erinaceus europaeus (western European hedgehog)
Lineage: Eukaryota; Metazoa; Chordata; Mammalia; Eulipotyphla; Erinaceidae
Gene: HYLS1
Product: HYLS1 centriolar and ciliogenesis associated
Exons: 3
Coding region: 523-1458 (311 amino acids)
Biological process (GO): cilium assembly
Cellular component (GO): centriole; non-motile cilium
Source: RefSeq, a predicted model, not a curated record
UGUCAACCGACGCUUCAGAGUCCCCGCUUCCCCUUCCGGCAGGCCUGAAGGCAAAACAGCCACGGGAAUGUCAGGCGCGCCAAACUCGGCGGGAUUCGCAAACCUUGGACUUGCUUUCCUGAAACAAAUCCCGGGCAACCUCCCGCUUCGGGGGAGGGGCGGGCCAAGAGAAAAUUUACACCAAUCAAAAUGGAGAUCUGGAAGAUGUUCAGCCUUACGACCAAUAGCAGGGCUUGACGGUGGGGUCUAGGGUACCGAUUGGCUCUUCUGGUUUAAACCUCGGCGUCUCGGCAGUUGACAACGAGCUGGGCGCCGACGGGUCGUGCGCUUGCGCGAGCUGCGCAACACUAACCGAAACCUGCGGAGCUCCGCCGCCGGCCUGGCAGCUGGACUCUGCGAGCGGACCUCGGCGCGGCGGGUGGUACAGUAGAAGCUAGCCUGACUUAAAGAAUCUUAUCAGUGAUUGCACUUCAUCUCAGAAGUAGAACCUGGAGAUACGAUUUUCUCACUUAAGCAGAUUUAAUGGCAUCUCAAAGACAGCCCUACAGUGUAGAGGAAGCAAUGGAGGAACUUAUGGGACCCAGUGGGCAAAAAUGGACCAGUAUGGAUUCAGAAGAACGAAUGUUAGCAGCUGCUACAGCUUUUACUCGUAUCUGUGCAGGGCAGGGAGAGGGAGAUGCCAGGAAAGAAGCCCAGGCUACCCAAUAUGAUCCCUACAGUAAAGCUUCAAUAACUGCAGGGAAUCGACCUACGCUUCCUGUACAACUGCAGUACCCACAUGUAGAAAGUAGCACUACUUCAGAAAUGGCCUCAGAGGCUUCCCAAAGACUCCGAAAACCAGUGAUGAAGAGAAAGGUGCUUCGUAGGAAACCUGGUGGGGAAGUACUAGUAACAGAUGAGUCUAUUAUUAGUGAAUCAGAGUCUGCUACAGAAAGUGAUAUGGAUCUCUGGGACUUAAGACAAAAGCUAAUGAAUCUGCAGUUCCAGGAAGACAGGGAAUCCUCACUUGCUGAGUCACAAAAAUUUAGUCUGCCAGAAGGAUACCCAGGGAUUUCUCAAGAUCAGCUCAUCUGCUAUCUAAGAAGAGAAGGAGUAGGUUCGCCAACUUAUGAACAAGAUCUGAUUGUUGCCAGCCGACCCAAGUCCUUUAUUCUUCCAAGGCUGGACCAGUUAAACCGAAACCGGGGCAAAAUAGACCGGGUUGCCCGAUAUUUUGAGUACAAACGAGACUGGGACUCAAUUCGGUUACCUGGUGAUCAAAGAAAAGAAUUACGCUGGGGUAUCCGAGAGCAGAUGCUUUAUCGAGAACCCCAAUCCAAACCUCAGCACAUAUAUGUUCCAAACAAUUACCUAGUACCAACUGAAAAGAAAAGAUCUGCCCUUCGUUGGGGUGUUCGUUGUGACCUUGCAAAUGGUGUCAUGCCCAGGAAGCUUCCAUUCUCUCUCUCUCCUUCUUAGUUUUUCUCUCUUCGUCCUUUUCUUUCUCUCCUCACCUUUCUUUUCACAAAUUUGUGUAGGAUAACCUGAUUUGUUAUAUAUCACCUUUUAUUUAAAUAGAAACAACUAACUUGAAAUACUAUGAAACAGUAAAAAUUCACCCAUUAUUGAUCUUUCCUAGGUAUAAAUCACUCUGGUAUCUGAUGCCACACCUAUCAAAUUGUUACUCCCAUAUCCAGCAGUUAAACAGAAAUGAUGCCAAAGAAAACCAGGUGUAGUCAGAUUUUUGUCAGAUUAGAAAGACAAAUCAAUAAGGCACUACUAUUAUUACUUUUUUUAACCUUUGACCAGUUUGAGUUGCUGUUUUUAUUAGUGUGUUUUAAAGUUGCUGGGUGUGAAUUUUAUCUAUUAAAAGUUUCUGAAAAUUCAUCAAGUUGACCUUAUUUUCACUCAAUUCCCAAAGUGUUAUACUUUCAAAUCUGGGUUAUAAUUCUGCUUCUAAUCAUACUUCCAUUCAUACUCUUACCACUAAAGGAAAGGAAUAAAAACCAGCCCUUUACAUUCAAAAUCUGGAAAGAUAAGUAACCAUAACCUCCAGUACUAAAGGAAUACAGUCAAUACAGCUAAUUCUGUUAAAUGUUUUUCAUAGAUAUUCAAUAACAUCUAUAACUAUAUUCAAUAAAUGGCAUACAGAAUUCUAAUUUA